UGUUCAAGGUCCCAGUGGCGAUGGCUACUGCCUGAAGUAGAAUGUGUAUCAGUAUUUUGUGUUAAAAUUUUUAUAUUUCCUCCGGCAAAAUGACGAUGGUUUCGAAGACUGCCCUUGGAAUAGCGGCUGGAAUAUGUGGAACUGUUUUCAUAGGGUAUUGCCUUUAUUUCGACUCUCAAAGGAGGAAGGACCCCAACUUCAAGAAGAAACUCAGAGAACGUCGGAAGGCAGCUAAAAGUAGUUCUUCAACCCAUGCCGGCAAGACUCCUCUACCGGACUUGAAAGACUCUGAGGCUGUCUCCAAGUUCUUCAUCCAAGAAGUCAAAACCGGUGAAGAAUCUCUUGGUCGAGGAGAGGUCGCUGAGGCUGUUGAGCAUUUAUGCAAUGCUAUCGCUGUCUGUGGUCAGCCUUCAAACCUUCUGCAAGUACUUCAACAAACUAUACCACCCGAAGUUUACAGAAUGAUCCUAUUCCGCUUGCCUGAAGUUAGUCAAAAUAUCAUUCAACAGCAGAGUAUGAAUAUGAACUCACCUUCAAUGGAUCCCGAGUAAUUUCAAAAUCUCCCGUGUAGAAUUGAUUCAGUAGUCACUUACUUUUUUUUCUUUUCUUUUCUUUCUUUUUUGUAUUUCCUCAACACAUUCAUUUAUACUGUUCAGGUUUUCACAUUUCCUUUAAUUUUGAUUUCAUGCAUUUUUAUUCGUCAAUAGGUCAUCGCAUAACAUCAUCUCUUUAUUUUUUCGAGACGUUCUUAAAACCAAUUCCGAAUUCUGUUUUUUUCGUAGGUUUUAUUAUUUUCUACUUUUUAGUGUUCGAUUUAUAGCAAGGUUUAUUUUUUAUUUUAAAGUUUAAGUGUAAAAUAUUUUUGUUGCUGUUUCUUGUGUCCUUAAAAAUAUCUAUUUUUAUCUAUCAGAUAUCAUAUAUUUUAAUAGCUGAACACCAUUUUGUUUUGUAAGGAUACAAUUGUGUUUGCAGCAACCAUACUGACCCACCUUGGUUUUUAUACCAAAUAUGAAUGCUACAAAUUGUCUUCUCUUGCAGGAGGGAACAUAUCACGAUUGCGAUAUUUCCAUAUUUUUUUAAAUUUCCAGUGGUUUUUCUUUCCGCUCGUGAGGAUUGGCGAUACAACUUUUAGGUAAAUUUCGUGCGAUAGUUCUUUGAUGAAAAAAUUAAAGUCAUGCAGAAGUGCUUAAGCAGCACAGGCCAGUAAGUUCCUUCUUGUGAGAGUUGACAAAGUAGGCAGUUAUCAUGCCCUGUAAGAUCCUAGAUUUCUGUUUUAAAUACUGUAUUCAAGUGAUCAUUUUUAAAUAACUCCCUCUUGCUUCUCUCAAGUGGUUAGAUCAUCUCUGCAAACUUCCUCAUUACCAAUCCUAGGUUUUUCCUUUUUUAUGUACUCGAUAGAUAUUGUGCGUGCUCUUUGGUGUAAAAUAUUUAUUACCUCUUAAAAUAUUGAUUUCGUUUGUUUCCCUUUUUCUAUGUGAUUUUAUGUUUAAUGAACUUACGAUUUAUCCCUUUCAUGAUCCUUCAGUCAACUCGGGACAGGAUCCUUUAAAAAUAAACUAUCAUCUGUUAUUUGCACAAGUUUGCCUUUUUUGAAAACUUGGUUACAUUUAUUAUUUUUAAAUUGAAUUUCAAGACUUAACUUGUUGAGCAAUCUUUAAUUAAAAUUAAGUAGAAUUAUGUUGACUAACUCCCUUAAUAAUUCUGGGAGUUGAGGGCCAGGAACCUGCCUGAAGUUUCUAAAUUAGUUUUGAGAAUGUUUCGGAGAACUUCUGUGUGUGUUUUGUUACAAUAAAAAUUACCCUUUCAGCAUGGGAGGGAAUUAAGGUAAUUUGAAUAGGUCAAGCGCGAUGGCAUAUCAUUUCUUGGAUUCAACCAACUCAUUGUUAACUUUUAAGUCAAUGAAAAGAAAGUUUUACCGAAUUUCCCUUUUUUCCAUCAUUUUUAACAAGCAGGUGCCUGAGUGGUUUUGGAAAGUAAUUGAAUCGGUUAUUCUCAAAACGACUCAAGGUCCAGAAACGAGAAUACAACAGUAAAAUCACUGAAUGGGUAUGUUCUAAAUUUUAGAAUAAUUUAUAAUUUGAUUGAUGAAUAGAAUGGAUACUUGAAAACAAUUUUUACUGUUGUUCAUAUUUUCAUUUCCAGCACUCGAGUCAUUUGAGAAUGAUCGAUUCAACUUUUCAACUGAUACUUAUAUGUAAAACAAUAGAAACAUACUUAUCGAUUGCCCUGUUUUAAAUUCUCUUUCGUACUUUAUUUUUAUCCUUAAAAAUUUACUGUCAUCAUUCCCAUUUGGAAAUAGGGCAAUCAAAGUGUAUUUUUUAGUUUUACCAUUUGUAUGAUGUAAAUGAAGGGUUUGUCUGUUGUCCUUUUUUAAGCCCUACAAAAUAUUCAUCAACAUAAUUUGUGAUUACUUUCUUGUGUUAGAGUUGAUGAAUUGGAAUGCUAAAUAUUCAUUGCCGUCAUUCAAUAAUUUACUAUAGUGACGUAGGGCAAUAGAUCUCUAAAGGAUUGAAUUUCUUUUACCUUAAAGCUACUCUAAGAACGAUGAUAAUCCAUCAUGAAUUGACUUUGUUUAGAGCUUAAUUUUUGCUUCAGUGCUAAGUUCGAAUUUGAAUCUCUGAUGACAUCUCUGGAACAUCCUUUUUCAUGGUGAGUGAAAAAAUGAACACAAUUAAAUAAGAUAGAAAUUAUCAAGAAAAAAUUUGUUGGAUGUUUUCAGUAUUUUGUGAAUACCUAUUUGUUAUAUUUUAAGCAAAAAACACCUAAUUAAAUGGAUUAAGAUGUUAA
Messenger RNA from Bemisia tabaci, 2787 nucleotides. Its product is annotated as mitochondrial import receptor subunit TOM20 homolog. NCBI's taxonomy places the organism in Eukaryota, Metazoa, Arthropoda, Insecta, Hemiptera, Aleyrodidae. Gene Ontology annotation, cellular component: mitochondrial outer membrane translocase complex. Gene Ontology annotation, biological process: protein import into mitochondrial matrix; protein targeting; tRNA import into mitochondrion. Gene Ontology annotation, molecular function: transmembrane protein transporter activity. The record is from RefSeq and is a predicted model, not a curated record.